GCUGAUCGUUACUGAAGCGUUGAUUACUACUUUAGCAGUGGGAACAGUUUGUCGCCAAAAAUCCCACCAAAAUAUAUAGUUCGCCUCAUCCCUACAGCUUCCUCAUAGACAUGCAUAAAAUACUUCAGCCAAAACGAAACGACUAAAAGGUUGCUCGAGUUGACAUUCAAGGAAUGGAGAAGUCGGUUGCAGACUCCGGAGAUGUUAAUUGCUUAACGUUUUUGUCAAGUCAAUACUUGUUUGACCAAGUCCUGAUCAAGCAAGUAACUUGUAACGAAAAUUCUAAAUGCUACAUUUUGUUUCUCGACUUUCGACAAUGCGCUCGACACAGUUUCAACUGCAGCUGGAAAAUGAAUUGUCUAAAGCGUUGAUAAUUCUAUUUUAUGUACUUUUCCUAACAGUGCUGAUAAAACGUAACUAACUGCGUAUAUUGUGAACCUUCAGCUAGAUUAUCGCCCAUGAUGUUACGACAUGUUGUCUAGAAAAAAUUGUGAACUUUAGCAAAGAAGCUUUGUAAAGGGUAGCCGAAAUUCAUUUUCAAGAACUGUAUUGGUUAUACAAAAAUCCAUAACUUUUACGUCCUUGUUCUGUUUUAAAAAAUCAAUUUUGUUUUAUAACCUCACUACUACCACUGUUAUCUUGUCUACAUUUGUGUGGCACACAGUAGGAAAGCUUCCUCCGUAAGAAAGCAUGAUUUAUAAAUAGUUCACGGCGAACAAAUUAAAUGUACCACAUUAUUAGCAGGCAUUUUAACUCUGGCUCCUCUCUGAAUUAGGAUAUCAAGGACAGAUGCGACCAUGUCCUUCAGACCCAUAGAUAAACUUAAAAUUCCUUCGCAAAUCACUAUGAAACAGGUUUUGCUCGAUAGCAAAACAUAGUUCGUUGUUGACUAAUAUUCACUUCAAGUAAAAUCAAACACUUUACUAAAAUCUUAAUAGGCAAAAAAUGUACUCCUGGCCGCUCUUAUUCCAGGCUACUAAGCUUCUAUGAAAGCUUCUAUAGAUAAAACGUCAUGAGGAAGAAGCGAGAGAGGCAAACAAAACAGAGGCUGAUUCUGUCCGUAGUCUUUUGAAUCGUGUAUCGUUGCAGGCACAAGGAGAGUUAAGUUGAAGACAAGUCGAAAUAUUGUUUGUAUUUGGUCGUCAGUGGUGUGUGUCGUAAGCACAUUGCAGUCACUGUCCAUGAAAAAGUCAUACUGUUGAUCUACUAGCAUCAGGACGGCGCAGUUUCUCAACGAAAAUGAGCGACGAUGCAGUGUGUAAUAUGGCAUAUGAGGGCCGCGUCGAUACGCUGCGUGAACGGCUGUCAAAAGAUCCGCAGGCAGUGAAGCAGACAGAUACUUGCGGCAGGAUACCGUUGCAUUGGGCCAUUUCUGGUGGACGCCUUGAAGCCUUUAAUCUCCUGAUUGAAGCAGGAUCACCGGUAGACCUUCCAGACGAUAACGAAUGGACUCCGUUGAUGAUAGCGUGUUCCGUUGGCCUUGAAGAUGUAGUACACUUGCUCAUCGCAAAGGGAUGUGACGUAAAUCAUCGCAACGCGACUGGUCAGAGCCCACUUCAUUAUGCAGCAAGUAAAAGUUUCGUCAAUAUUGCUCGAAAAUUACUUCAGAAUGGCAGUUUAUCAGCGAUGCAGGACAACAUCGGUUCGACCCCGCUUCAUCGGGCUGCUUUAAAAGCAAACGUCGCGGUUAUGGAAUUGCUAUUGACUUAUGUAUCAACUUCCGACGUGAAUAAGGCUGAUCGCUAUGGCAAUACGCCGCUACAUUUGGCUUGCGAAGAGGGCUCUCGUCCCGCAGUUCUACUUCUGCUCAAAUAUGGAGCCCGCAAUGACAUUCAAAACAAAGAAUCGAAGAUACCUAGUCAGCUGUGCAAGGAGCGUGCUCUGGCCAAAUUGGUAGCAGGUGAAGAAUGAAGGGCGGCUCUCAUACGAUAAUCACGCCUCGUCUAACUUCACCUAUUUUUACGAGGCAAUCAACAAAAUUCACUUGGCGACGGCUCGGUUAUAACGACUGACAAAGAUCUUUCUCCUUCUUCGUCGUACCAAAAAAAAACGGUUGUAACCAACAGAAGGAAGCGAGAAAACCAAAAGAUCACGUAAAACUAAGGCUGAAAUAGUUGAGCAUAUGUGAACAAGGAGAUUUCACCAAUGGUGUCUCGCACCCCGCCAUAAAGAUGUACCUGGGUCUGUAUAAUGAGCUACAAAUAUCAACUCUGUAGUUAAUAUAGGAAGGUACGUCAGUGUAAAUAGGCGAACAAAAAGGAUAGCGUUGUAACAAAGUAUCGCACCAAAAAAAUAUCAUUAUAUAUCUUCUUUAAUCCUUACUGCGCCCUUUCGAAAAAGAUCUGUAGAAGUGUGACUUUGAUAAAGAGUAAUAAUAAUAUUUAUGUCCCAACCCAGUUUUUUUUGUUUAUUGUAUGACUCAUAUUUAUGAAGAAAUUGAUUUGAAUCAGUUUAUUUGAUUUCAGUUAUUUUGUAGGAAGUCGCACCUAAGCAACUUUAUAUGGUAGAGGCGUGCAUCGGCAAUACACAUCAUACAGUGUGCUUGGUAGGUUCAAAGGUUGGGUAUUUUUUUGGUAAAACAUGAUUUAUGUAGAGUGUCAUAUAGUUAAAGUUGAGCACGCAGCGUUCCAGACUAAAGUAAUAAAAACUACAUCAAACGCUUUUCCUAAGUAUUAACUUGCAAUUCGUAUUAAAUAAAACCUGCCGGGUCAUCUGCCGACGCCA
Messenger RNA from Varroa destructor (honeybee mite), 2724 nucleotides. RefSeq lists its product as uncharacterized. Gene Ontology annotation, biological process: protein K6-linked ubiquitination. Gene Ontology annotation, cellular component: BRCA1-A complex; BRCA1-BARD1 complex. NCBI's taxonomy places the organism in Eukaryota, Metazoa, Arthropoda, Arachnida, Mesostigmata, Varroidae. Gene Ontology annotation, molecular function: protein binding; ubiquitin-protein transferase activity. The record is from RefSeq and is a predicted model, not a curated record.